Molecule: messenger RNA, 8515 nt
Organism: Neopsephotus bourkii (Bourke's parrot)
Lineage: Eukaryota; Metazoa; Chordata; Aves; Psittaciformes; Psittacidae
Product: ciliogenesis and planar polarity effector 1-like
Exons: 43
Biological process (GO): cilium assembly
Cellular component (GO): ciliary transition zone
Source: RefSeq, a predicted model, not a curated record
UCUAAAGGGAGACUGCUGUGUUUACGAUCAUUGUUGUCGUUAAAAGCUAGUCUUUUGAAACAUGCUCAAAACCAAAGUUCCAUCUUUUCCACCAUUCCGAAAUUCCUUGAAGAGGACACAGCAGAAAUGAAAGAGAAAACCAUGGAUUUACUGGAUUAUGAAGAAGAAUCGGAUGAUGAAAAGCAGUUUUGCAAUAGCCCUUCCAGCUUCUAUAGCCAAAGAAUCCAUUCAUUCAUUAGUAAAGCUGAUCAAGGCCGCUUAGAAUUUGCAUCAGUGUUUGAUACAAUCCAUGCAAAAGACAAUACUGAAGAGAAAGAUAAGUUAUCAGUGGAACUGUAUUCCAUUCAGAAAAACCUUCUUGCUGCAUGGCAGACAGGGAUUUCAAAAAAUGUCGAAGAGAAAGAUAAGAUGCUGAACUACAUAGUGAAUUGCAUUAUCCAUUUUUUCAACAUUCUUCAGUUUGUCAAAUGCUCUCUGCUAAACCAGGAUGCAUCUUUAAAAAAGUCUGCAGAGAAUACUCACUGGAUAUAUUGUGUCCUAAAAUAUUUUCAGCAGUUUUUAACAAUCUUAUGCUGGCAUUCAAGAGCCAGUCCAAUUGAGCAUGUGGCAAAGCUGACACUACAAACUUUAAAACUGCUGCUUAUGCAGCAACAAGAUCAGUUCUCAAAAAACCUUCUGGCAUGUUUCUGUCUUUUGAAAAUGGUUUCUCACACUUUGAGUAAUGUGUGCGUACUACAGCAUGAGAAAUUUUUUUCAUCUCCUCAUGGUAAUAGUCUCAUAGAACUUGACUCCCUCACUGUGCCUGUUUUCCUAGCUCUUGAUGAGAGUACUACUCAGCAAUUCAGCUCACUGAAAUCUCUGCUUAGAGAGCCUCCUCAAGCAGUAAACCAUGACGCAAAAACAGAAAAAAGGUUGAUUGUUCUAUGGCAAUUAUUGUAUAAGAAAGUGGUUUGGUAUCAGGUGCAGCUGAAGACAAAAGUAAACAAGAAUGUAGAAGAAGAGUCUGUUGCCUCAUUGCUUUUAUGUCAUAUACAAGCCACCCUCCAGUCUUCAGGCGUGACCUUAGAACAACAUCUGAAGAUUAAUUCUGUACCUGGUGAGGAGAAGUUCCUUUUAGGCUCAUACAGAGAAUCUCUGGACAUUUGGAAAAGAUCUCUUUGUGAAAUCAAGGGUAAAGGGGGAAAAGGAAUAUGUUUUCUUCAGAGUAGAUAUUAUCUUGCAAUAUUAUUUUGCCACCUGUACCAGUAUAACCUGUGUGAGGCUCAGGGACUCUGUGAUCAUCUGGUAGGAGAGAUUCUGAGGCGAUCACAGCUGACAGUGGGUCAGAUGGAAAAAUUUUCUGAUACCAAGUAUUUUCAGCAUGAACUAUGGACUAUAACAGAUGUUCAUACUGAAACUGCUAUGGCUGUGAUUCGGUCCAUGGCACGAUUCAUGGCUGCUUAUUUUACAAAUCAGCUGCUCUAUAUCUUUCCCCCACACAAUGUAGACAUCCUGCGUCCGCUUCACAUCAAGCAAGACAUAUCUCCUCGUAUUAUUCCACUGCAACACUGUUUGGUUACCAGAGCUGUCAGGGAACAGAAACUUUCAUCUGUGUGGACAGCUGAAUAUGCUCUUGAUUUGUUCUUUAUUGGUGGACUUAUUCCAGAGGCUGUGUGGUUAACACACAGACUUGGGGACUGGAAACUCUCUGUUUCAAUUGGAAUGGCCUACCAGCUGUAUUGUCAGAACUCUGAUGAAUUCUCAAGACUGAAAAACAGAGAGUGUCACCUGCCAUUAAGCUUAUCACCAAUACAGACUUUUCAGGAAAAGUUACAGUAUUUGUUAGGACAGCCACUUACUUCUGAAACAUCAGGAUGUCUUAAAUAUGAGCAGUUUACAGAUCCCCUUGAAGAGGAAGAUGCAGGUGUUCUUUAUAGUUCCAUACAGGAACUACUUAAAGCAGCUGCUAUGGCAGAUACUGAUAUUCUCUCAGAGACAUUUCAGCUUUUGAUGGAUUCUGCCAAGGAACUUAGCAGAAAAUUGUAUGGUUUAGUUCCAGAUGGGCUUUAUCUUCCAGCACCACCACUGUACUGUCCUCAGCCAGCUUCUCUCAGUGAAGAGGACGGCAAUGACAUUCUUCUAAAAAUUGAGAGAGAAAGUCGUCAGAAAGUGUCAGGAAUUCUUCAGCGAAUAAUCUUGCUCUUCCGGGCUGCUCAUUGUUCCUGCCCUGCAGCACAGUGGUAUAUCACAAAACUGCAGUGGGCAAGAAAAGUUAUGCAAAAAAUUCGAACGAAAGGAUCUCUUCAUUCACUGAGUCCAUUCCCAGAGACUUUGCUUCGUUACUGCAAUUUCCACACUGUUUUCUAUAGAACUACAACUUCUGGAGACCAUCAGUUUGAUGAUACUACAUGCAAAAUUUUAGGUUGGUUCAGAGAGCUGUGUGCAUUGUGCUGGAUGUUUCAUGUUCGUGAAAGAUUAUCUGACAACUGUAGGCGGUACCAAACUGCAAGGGAAAAUAUUUACAAUCACAAGGAUCUGAAGAAGAAUGAAUAUGAUGCCUCCAGAAUUGAGCAUUGUCUGAAUGCAGUGGAGUGGGCUUGUCGAAUGCUUCCUUUCUGCAGAUUCAUGAAUGCUGAAGAAUUAAUUCAGGAUGUAAUUUUGAGUCUGCUUGGAGAAUUGCCACCAGUGAAAAAGGUGGCAGAGAUUUUUGUAAAGGCAUUUCCUAAUCCUGAAGAUGUAAGAGUUCCACUAAGAGAUAAAUAUCAUGGACUUCAGCAGCGACUGAGACACAGUAUUAUUAAAGGUUCUGAAAGUGAAGAAAUGUCUCUUGUUAUACAAGGUGCUGAAAAAGUGAGAAUGAAGGCCUUGAGACAUGUAAUAAAGAACAUAGGCCCUAUAGAAAUUAAUAUUUGGGAGCCGGCAGACGAGGGAGCAGCAAAUGAUGAACACUGCUAUGACAGAUUCUCAUUAGGCACUAGUCUAAGCAGAAGCACACUUACUGAUCUUGGGAAUCCUCAGGUAUAUAGUGAUGCUGACACAGCAGAUACGCUUUCUGAUGCUUUGCUUGCUGAAGGAAUGAGAGCUCAAACACCUUCACUACAAAGGGAUAAUGAACAUCAGAGACAAGGUGAAAUAGGUAGUAAAAAUACCACAUGCAAGAUAAAAACUUUUAACUGGAAAACAAAGCCUGAAGACAAAGUAUGUGGAGAAGAUAUGCAUAAUCAAUCUAUUAUGCCUGUGGUUGGUGCAUGGGAAUUUGAACGUGAUGAUGAUGAAUAUGUAAUUUUUUUAGAACUCUUCUUGAGUUACAUUCUUGAGAGAGACCUGGUGAACUACAGUGACCUUGGAAUUCCAUUUCUUACUAGCUUUUCUGGACAUCUUCGAGAGCAUGAGUUAAACUCUCUCUUCUUUGAUAUUCAUACAACACUAAAAUGUCGACAAAGCAAAACUAGGAGCCAAAGUGUGUUUAGAGCAGGUUCCUGCUAUACUGUCACCCUGGCAUCUUGUGAUCCUGAAACAGCAUCUGUCUGUAGUGAAAACCAAAAUAAUUUUGAAAACCAAGCCAUUUUACGGUCCACUCUACAGAUAACAGAACCUUCUGUGUGUACCCUAAUGAAAGGAUUUAAUGAUGGAUUAUUUGGUUUAAAACACAAGUCCAUUUACAGAGCUCAGGGUGACAAUCAAGAAGUCACUAUUGCAUCAGCAAGCCAGACGUUUCCUAACCAUACUUUCUCAGGCCUGCAAACUCGGGCAACUUCCAAGUACGUUUACAAAACUGUUGGUAUGGUUGAUAUUGUACCAGGGGAACAACUCCCUGUAGAAUUGAUGGGUAAGUUGAGCAAUAUUGCAAAAUUGCUUGAGUGGAUGAUAAGAUGGUCUGAAAAAAGACUGCUCUGCGGUUCCAAUAAACAAGAUUCCUUACAAGAAGUUCUCCCAAUAAUACAUGUGAAAACAUCAGCAGCUGCUGUCCUUACUUCUUUGUGGCUGUUAGAACAGUUAUAUGGAGAUGGAUCUCAAAAAAAGAGCAUAAAGCUUAAGAGUCCGGAUAAUCAAAAUCUAAAAGAAUUUGCAUCUCUAUCAGAAGCACAGUCUAGGACAGAGAAAGAAAGUAGUAUGGAUGAAAGCUCUUCCAUACUGACCAAUCCUUCUGUUGACGUCCAGAACAUACAAGCCUAUGAUGAUCUUUGUGAAACUGGUCUGGGGAUGUCUGCAAAGUCAGAAUAUUUUAAUAAGAAGGAACUUAAACAUGGGAAUUAUUCUGUACCUCAUGUGACUGAAGAUCCUAAUGAAGUGGGAGCAUUUGUUCGGAAGAAAGAUAUAGCGUCAGAUAUAGAGUUCUUUGAUGAGCCAUAUGAAACUCCAAAGACCUCCAAUAGCUCUGUCAAAAUCAAACCUAUAGAACACCAAAGAGGAAAGCAGAUCUCCUUUUCAGAAGUAGAUAAUUCCCAGGAAGAUCAAAAUGUGGCAAAAACAACAGAAGGGAAGGCUGAAGAGAAUGCCAUGACUGAGGUUGUCACUGGCACCAUUUCUCACAUGUUUUCUUCAGAAGAAGAUGCAGAAGAUCCCAGUAAUACAGAUAUUUCUUUAAGUGAUGAUCAGCCUUCUCAGACUGUUGUGUCAACUAUGUCAAGCUACUCUGCUACUUCCAUUUUUGCAAAGAAGCAAGAAGUCAAGGAAGAAGUCCCUACAGAAGAGAAACUAAGCACAUCAGGAACUGUCAGGCAGAUGCUUCAAGACGAAAUGUUUAAGUUAGUGCAGCUACAACAAAUCAACUUCCUGAGUUUAAUGCAAAUAGUGCAGUCAUCCUUUGCCAGCCUGCCAAAUGUACAACAAAUUUUGCAACAGCAUCAAUCUGUUCAUGUGGAAGGAGGCCAACCUGCACACACUGAAGAAAGCAAUGGCUCUCUGAAAACAGAAGCGCCUGCUCAAGAAGAUAAAGAAAAACCUGGUCAAAAGAGCUCCGAUUUUCAACUAAGGAAUAGUUCAAGUGAUGAAGGCAACGACGGCUAUAUGAAAAAUCAUCUGGAUGUGAAUGUUUCUCCAGGCCUGUUAGAAAAUCACAGCAAAGAAAUGGGAUUUAUGCCACCAUUUCAAGGUUUUCAUUCUUCAGCACCUACUAAACCACUUCAUCUCCUAGCUCCUUCCACAGACAUCCAGAAAAGACCGAAGUUUUUCCCUGUUGAAAAAAAACUGCAUCACUCGAAUGGUUUUCCUUUGCUUAAGCUUGCAUCAGGUUAUUGCAAACCAGCAUUUUUACGUCCAAUUGAAAUGUCACAGGCUUUUGCCAGACCACCACCAGUACCACGAGUAGCUUGGAGUUCAUCAGAUUCCUUAUGGAAUCAUCAGUCGGCAAUCACACCAAGAAGGAGUAAGGCAAAAGAAGAUUUCAAUAUGGAUAGAUAUGACCCUGAGAUCCCAAGGCAGAUAUAUGGGGAAGAGAAAAGAUGGGCAGAAGCAGUGCGUAAGGCACCUCCCAAACAUCUGAAUGUAGAUCAGUUUGAAGGACAGCAAGAAGUUUCACCUCAGCAGCAAUUCUCUGCAGAUGUGAAUAUGGGCAGAGCACUGAUCAAUCAGAACCUGGCUGGUAUUCCACUGUUGCACUUGCAACUUGACCCAGUACCUAGAAUUCUACCAGUUGUAAGGCAGCCAAUCCCUACUACUUUAUUACCUUUUAAACUUGCAACAAAGCAGACUGACUGCAGAGAAACGCUACAGCACACAGGAAUAUCACUACUCCAUGCUAAUUUACCUCAAAAAAAGAAGGCACCAAAACUCAUUCCACUUCAAGAUCUCAUUGCAUUUGAGCAAUGCCACCAGCAUGAUACUGUGCCCAGUACUUCCUUUGGACACGACCGAAGUGAACCCAUCCAGUUACUAAAAACUGACGUUGAACCAUUUGAACUAAAAAUGCAGAAUAAUAGAAAAAGACAAAAGAGGCGUGAUAAGAUACAAAUGAAAGAGAAGGAGGAAAAGAAGAAACAAACUGUGUCCUUCUGCCCAGAUGACUCUAUCAUCAGUAUCAGUGAUUCAGUGAUGGCUGUUGAAUCAGGGACUGAGGAUCAAGAAGCAAAAUCUACCUCUUACCUUCAAGAUGCUUUUUUCAUUUCAACAGACACAAAGGGGGAAGCAAUUACUGUUUCAGCGGAUCUGCAUUACGUGGCUUUUACAGGAAAAAAAACAGCAGAAACUCAAGAUGCAAGUACAAGUACUCACCCUGUGCUCAAAUCGUAUCAGGAUGUUGGAGUCAGUGCUGGAAAUGAAAUUUCUGAAUCUCAAAACAAUGAGUCAGUCAUGUCUCUUCCUGUGUCAGAAAUGUCUAGUGUCCCUGAGAUACCAGUACAAGACGCGUAUUUAAACCAGAGAUUCCCCACUGAAGUGAAUGAGACACCUUUGCCAUCCUUUCUGUCAGAUGCACCUGAUUUGAGUGAACAUGAAUAUAUCAGUGUGAUUGAUAUUGAAGACAAUGAUAUACUUAACAAUUUGCCUGUGAUACCCAAGUCUGCAGAAGAGACAGCUACUGCACAGCAAAAUGAUAAGCUUGAAAUUCCAUCUACUAAAAAACUUCAUCACAUGAUAGUAUCUGUUACUAAUGCAAUUCCACCCCAGGUGCUUCAGAAGAAAGGCAAUCAUCUGAAAAAUUUAUCAAGCCAAGUGCAGAAGGAAGAUAAGCCAGUUGCUGCAACAGAUAGUGUAACCUGGAACAUACUACAUGAAGAUGACAGAGCUCCUGCUCCAGGACUUCCAUCCAAAGUAAUUGGUAAAGAAUACUUUUCCACAAAGCAGCAAGAAAUGGAUAUGCAAUUACAGAGAUUACAGAACAUUACAGAAAAUAUGGAGGAGGAUUUCAGAAAUACCGAACAGCUAGUGAAGAUGAUAGAAGAUUUUGAAACGGCUGCCAGUUCAGACCUUGGUGGUGAUCCUUCACUCUCUGAAAAUGCUAGAAUCAACAAAGAUGAUAUUACAGGUCAUGACAAGGAGGGCUUAAACCUGCAAUAUCCUAUACCCAGUUAUACUGCAUUGGAAGCACGCUCCCCUGCCUCUGCAGCUUCUGCUUCUAGAUUUCACAGUAGUACAAAGUCAUCUUCUGGCAAAGAUCUAUGUGAUAGCCCUUUAGAAGAUCCCCUACAAAUUACUGGCCUGAGUGGUGUUACUGAUAUCAUUACUGAUCUUGUAGUAAAAGGUGAUGUCUGUCCUUUGGAGUUGGGCUUUACAAAACUACAAGCUGAGAAAAUCUCCAGGGUUCAUGAUUCUGCUGCUGGACAUUCUCGAAAGACGGAAAAGGAGAAGAAAGAGAUACAAGCAUGGAUGAAAAGAAAGCAAAAGGAAAGAAUGAGAGAAUAUAUAAAGAAACUGGAUGAACAAAGACAGAAAGAGCAUAAUCCAUUCAGUCCAAGAAAGAAUGGGCAUUGUAGUCUUACGUCUAAGGAUAUUAAAUGCUUCCAGAAGAUGAAAGAAGAAAAACACAAAGCCCUGUUAACUGAACAUCACAAUGUAAGAAUAUCACAAGCACUUUCACUGAUGAAUGAAAUGUUAUCUGAAACAGUGGUGGUAACAGCAGAUGAAUAUAGAACACUGCCAAAGACAAGAUCACCUCAAGAGUACAAAAAAAGGUGUAUGGCACCUGCUAAAAGAGGGCAUCCAAACAGUUCUGUUGUGUCAGAAAGGAGCAGAAUUGCUGCCAAACCUAGCCUUGGGCAAAAAGUAUGCUGUUCCACUCCAUCUCUUGGUUUAACACAUUCCAGGGGAAAAGCUUGUACUCUCCUUCAAAAAAGUGCUUCCAGAGGAAGAAUGAAAACCGCUGCAAAUUGUCCUGUUAAUUCUAGACACUCUGCUGAGUACAGAGUCAGCAGAACAUCAAAACAAAGCCAUCCACACCUUGCCACCACAGUUCAGACAGAAGAACUUCAUCAAGAGACUGAUCGAGACAUAGUAAGCCCUUGGACUGUGCCUGAUGAUAUCCAAAGAAUACUUCGAGAUACUCAUGACUCCCUGUUUCAGGCCUCUGCAUUGCAGCCUGGCACUGUUUACACUGAUGAUGUUUCUGAAAGCACAGGAAGUAUCCUUAGCAAACUGGACUGGGAUGCAGUUGAAGCUAUGGUAGAAGAUGUGGAAGACAAGUGAAAAAAAGGUCUCAGCAGUUGUUGGGAGUUUGGUUUCUGAACAGUUGCUGGAGUUCGGUUUCAUUGUUCUACUUAAAAUGGAUUUGAGGCUUGCAUUGGUGAUGUUCUUAAGCAGCACAGAAACUCUUAACUGCUUUCAAUCUUGCCUACAUGAAAUUCAGUUCUUUAACAUGUAGUUUCCUUUCCGUGUAUCUUCCACUUGCAAGAACUAAAUAUUGUUGAUAAAUGCAGACCAGCAGUCUCAAACAAGAGCUUCUGGGUCAGCUACUUGCACAUAAAAAGUUCUAUUCUAUUUUAAGAACACUAUAUAACUGGUUUACCUUUGUAUUUAAUAUUUAACAUCAUUACAGAUGAACUUAUUUUUGUAAUUUAACAUUUUGUGAUAAACUGGUUUAAUAAAACUUAGUUUCUGCUGA